AUGGAGAAGGUGGAGUUACUUCGUGCCUUCUUUGCCUCAGUUGCUAAGGUUGACCCUCAGGAUUCCCAAACCUUCCAGACCACAGAAGAAGUCAUGAGUGAGGAAGACUUCACCUUGAUUGAAGAAGAUUGGUGUAAGGGGAUUGUUCUUUGCCCUUUUGAUGAUGAUGAGGACUCUGGAAAAGCCUUCCCAGUGGAUUCAGGUGCUGGAAAUGAACCUGUGGCAUCCGCAGCUGUCCCUCCCAAGCUGAAGAAACUGAAAAGCCCAAACGUUCAUGUUGGUGAGAAGAUUUCGCUGAAGUGUGAGGCGACUGCUGGAAACCCUCAGCCAUCCUACAAAUGGUUUAAAGAUGGCAAAGAGCUGAAGAAGAGCAAAGACAUCCGGAUCAAGUAUGGGAACGGGAAAAAGAUUUCCAGACUGCAGUUCAACAAGGUGAAGCUGGAAGAUGCUGGCGAGUACAGCUGCGAAGCCGAGAACGUGUUAGGGAAAGACACCGCAAAAGGCAGCCUGAAUGUGAAAAGUGUAACCACAACUCUCUCCUCCUGGUCUGGGCAUGCUAGAAAAUGCAACGAAACAGCCAAGUCCUAUUGUGUCAAUGGUGGGGUGUGCUACUACAUCGAGGGGAUUAACCAGCUGUCUUGCAAAUGUCCAAAUGGAUUCUUCGGACAGAGAUGUUUGGAGAAACUGCCUUUGCGAUUGUACAUGCCAGAUCCUAAGCAAAAGCAUCUUGGAUUUGAAUUAAAGGAAGCAGAAGAGCUCUACCAGAAGAGAGUUCUAACCAUCACAGGAAUCUGUGUUGCCUUGCUUGUGGUGGGCAUCGUCUGUGUGGUAGCUUAUUGUAAAACCAAGAAGCAAAGAAAACAGAUGCACAAUCAUUUACGGCAGAACAUGUGCCCAGCCCAUCAGAACAGGAGCCUUGCCAAUGGGCCAAGCCAUCCACGUUUGGAUCCUGAGGAAAUCCAAAUGGCUGAUUACAUUUCUAAGAAUGUUUCUGCCACUGAGCAUGUGAUCCGAAGGGAAACAGAGACAACCUUUUCAGGAAGUCACUCCUGCUCCCCAUCCCAUCACUGCUCCACAGCCACUCCAACAUCCAGCCAGAGACAUGAAAGCCACACCUGGAGCUUGGAGCGGACAGAGAGCCUGACUUCAGAUUCCCAGUCUGGGAUCAUGCUGUCCUCGGUGGGAACCAGUAAAUGCAACAGCCCUGCGUGCGUGGAGGCGCGGGCGCGGCGCGGGGCCGCCUUCUGCAUCGAGGACUCGCGGAGGCCCACGACGCAGUAUCGCGACUCGGUGGAUUCCCUGCGGGACUCACCGCACAGCGAGAGGUACGUGUCGGCCCUGACCACACCAGCACGCCUGUCGCCUGUCGACUUCCACUACUCGAUGGCCACACAGGUACCCACCUUCGAGAUCACCUCCCCCAACUCGGCGCACGCCGUGUCCCUGCCGCCGGCGGCCCCCAUCAGCUUCCGCGUGGAGGAGCAGCAGCCCCUCCUGCGGCGCUACCAGCUCCCCUUCCAGGACACGCAGAGAUACGACAGCUACUACCAAAGGAAGACCUACCUUAAUGACAGCAUGGGGAGCCUGCCCUCCAGCCCCUUCCGCAUCACAGAGGACGACGACUACGAGACGACGCAGGAGUACGUCCCAGCGCUAGAGCAUCCAAAGAAAACAGCAAGCAGCAACAGGCGGUGGAAAAAAUCCAAACUGAACGGGCAUGUCCCUCACAGAGCCAGAACCGUCCGGGACUCCUUCUCCUUCAGCAGCGCCUCUUACAGUGAGUCUGACGAGGAGCUGGUGGCCGAGAGCACCCCGUUCCUCAGCUCACAGAACAGUGACGCGGCGCACAUGGGGUCGCCGCGGCUCCAGGGAGACAGCCGGACUCAGCACCCCCGGCACGGCACCCGAAACGUCGUCAUUGGUGACGUCACAAUGGAAGACACAACGAAGAGAGACGUCAUGAUGGGAGAUGCCAUAAUGGGCGACGUCAUAAAUGGAGACUUCAUAAUGGGAGACAUCUGA
Molecule: messenger RNA, 2022 nt
Organism: Chaetura pelagica (chimney swift)
Lineage: Eukaryota; Metazoa; Chordata; Aves; Apodiformes; Apodidae
Gene: NRG2
Product: neuregulin 2
Exons: 13
Coding region: 1-2022 (673 amino acids)
Biological process (GO): intracellular signal transduction; animal organ development; nervous system development
Molecular function (GO): signaling receptor binding
Source: RefSeq, a predicted model, not a curated record